Messenger RNA from Venturia canescens, 922 nucleotides. It is a transcript of the gene SsRbeta, whose product is annotated as signal sequence receptor beta. The coding region runs from base 147 to 725 and encodes 192 amino acids. Gene Ontology annotation, cellular component: membrane; endoplasmic reticulum. Lineage: Eukaryota; Metazoa; Arthropoda; Insecta; Hymenoptera; Ichneumonidae. The record is from RefSeq and is a predicted model, not a curated record. The transcript is spliced from 4 exons.
CGUGGCAGUGAACGCGGGCGCUGUUGGCACUUUUUUCAUUACAGAUUAUUAAGUCCCCGCUCCGGGUAUCGUUUCAACGACGAUAUCGUCAGUGUAGUUCAGUUUAUACGUGCUUUUUCCAAAGGUUAUAUCUUCUGCUGAACAGAAUGAAGUUCCAAAUUUUGAGCCUGGCUGUCGCAGCCUUUUUGGUGACAAUCUGCGCCGAAGAAGCAGAGCCCGAAGCUGCAAGACUUCUGGUCUCCAAGCACAUAUUGAACAAAUACCUUGUCGAAAAUAUGGAUAUAAUUGUUAAGUACACUGUACACAAUGUUGGCAGUGCAGCAGCUCUGGAGGUUGAGAUAACAGAUAACUCUUUCCACCCUGACCACUUCUCUCAUGUCAGUGGGGAAUUGAAUGCUAGAAUUGACCGCGUUGCUCCGUUCACAAAUGUAUCGCAUACUGUAAUUGUUAGACCCAAAAAACACGGGUACUUCAACUUUACUUCGGCUGAAGUCUUGUACCGUCGCACCGAAGAUGCCCCAAGGCUGCAGGUUGCCGUUAGCAGUUCACCCGGUGAAGGUCUCAUUGUUUCCUUCAGAGAUUAUGCAAAGAAAUUCUCUUCUCACGUUGUUGAUUGGGCAGCAUUUGCGGUGAUGACACUACCAUCUCUGGCAAUUCCAUUUGCUCUAUGGUACUCGAGUAAAAGCAAAUACGAGAAGUUAUCGAAAAAUAAUAAAAAACACUAGAGAAAAAAAAUUUUGUAAAAUUAUACGAUAAAAAAACGAAUAUACUGUUGUAAGAGGAACAUAAGCUUGAUCAAGAUUCAAGUGCGUUUGAUGGAUCAAUAAAACUGUCUCCGAUUGACUGCGUGACGCGUGAAUGAUGAAUCGAAAAUAUGUCUGAUUUUUUAAAUAAACAUUAUUUAUAAAAAAAAGAAAAAAAA